AUGAGAAGUGAGAUCAACAUGGCGUCGUACAAGAAUGAGAGCCCGUUUAAUCUACUGAUCAGUGUUGCCGGCGUGACGGGACUAUCGAUGUUGUUUAUCAUUAUAAGUAUGGGUAUAACAUCGAGUAGGGUUGUCAGGCGGAGGAUUUACAACGCGUUCUGGUAUACACACCAACUGUACUUACCAUUCAUGGCUUUGUUGAUGGUACAUCCUUUAAGCGGAGUUUUAAAAGAAGAAGUUUUAACAAACCCAAGCGACGUGAUAGCCAAUGCUACUAUAACACAAGACAAUCAAAUACAUCAGUUCGUCGCAAUCAAAUCCACGGUGAAUCACAUGGCUGGUCGUACUAUAAGUCUAACACUCUACCCUCAAGAGAAGUUGCUAUGUCGUAGCGGUCAGUACGUACUCAUUCAGUGUCGUGAUAUUUCUCUUGUUGAAUGGCAUCCCUUUACUGUAAUACAGCUUCCGACUCGAGAACAUUCAGAGUUUGUUGUUUGGAUCAAAGUUAAGGGAGAUUGGACCGAGGCCUUGGAGAGAGUUCUGAAGGAAAAAGGAGCACAUAACUUAAACGUGCUGGUCGAUGGUCCAUUCUGCAGUCCUCUCCAGGCAGCUCGAUCUCCUGAGACGACGUUGUGUGUGGCGGCGGGAGUCGGCAUCACACCCUUUGUUUCUCUCCUUGAAGACAUGUGUCGAAACCCUAAAAGUUCGGUACCAGGAAGAAUCCAUUUGAUAUGGAUUGUCAGAACUGAGAAGGAGUUGACAUGGAUCGCAGAAUUAGCGACCAACGUCAUAAGACAGCUCAGGAACGCUAACAAACCAGACAGACUUCAUUUAGAGUUAUAUGUCACAAGGAAUAAUGAUGUACCAAAAAUUAACCACGUGGUGAUAAUGAACGAGACUGGAAAGGUGAUGAAUGUUUUGGAUGAUGAGAAGACUACGUUGCUAACGCCACAGUUGAAACGUAAUAAGUUGAUGAUUGCUAAUGAUGAUGAUUUCGAUAUAGCGAAGAAGUAUCCAUUAGUUGGGUGUAGAGUAAGACGCGGAAGACCGCAUUGGGAUAAGGUUUUUGGAUACUGGGUGCAUUUAUAUCCUGGGUAA
Messenger RNA from Danaus chrysippus (African queen), 1098 nucleotides. The record is from the annotation of a GenBank genome assembly. Lineage: Eukaryota; Metazoa; Arthropoda; Insecta; Lepidoptera; Nymphalidae.